Messenger RNA from Leishmania braziliensis MHOM/BR/75/M2904, 2367 nucleotides. RefSeq lists its product as hypothetical. The coding region runs from base 1 to 2367 and encodes 788 amino acids. The record is from RefSeq and is a predicted model, not a curated record. Lineage: Eukaryota; Euglenozoa; Kinetoplastea; Trypanosomatida; Trypanosomatidae. Gene Ontology annotation, molecular function: protein-lysine N-methyltransferase activity. Gene Ontology annotation, biological process: peptidyl-lysine monomethylation. The transcript has a single exon.
AUGGACAGCGAGAGUAUGGCAUCGGCACUGCAGCUGUUGCUUGAGGCAGAGGGGGCCGUUAUCCACUCUGCACUGCAGGUCCGUGCGCUGCCGUCGAUGGGCGGCGGUAUGGGUGUGGUGCUCACCGAAAAGCUUGGCGCUGGCACCCUUUUAGCGCGCUUCCCUUUUCGAUCCAUGAUCACGGUGCGCAAGGCGCGAUUUAACUUGGCAAUGGCGGAGGUCGCGCUUGAGCUUCUCGAGAGUCAAGAGGUGACAGCGUCUACAAGCGGUAAUAGUAAAGGGGAUGACAGGGCUAUGGGGCUAGGGAUGGAUGCCGACGCUUUGCGUGCCAUUCCGUUCGCCUCACGUGUGUGGUCCGGGUCCGAGUUCGAGUCGCGAGUGCGUUCGCAGCUCCUGCGCCAAGCCAUUGACGCCAAGGUGGAGGAGCUGGAGGAGGUCCUCGACAGCACCGAGACCAUCGUGUGCUAUGUGCUCCUCAUGGCAUCCCUCUACGGUCGCUGGUCUCACCACGCGUGCCUCUUGAGGAGGGGUGCAGAUGAGGAAUCUUCCGCUCUAGCGACGGCGGACUGUCCUUCUGAAGCUGGAUCAAGGCAGGCACCUACACUGCACUACACGCACGAGAACGCGUGGAUGCGGAUGUGGAUUCACGCGCUGCCGAUGCAGUAUGAUAACCUUCUCGAGCUUGUCCCGGAGCAGGAAGACUCACCGCACUGUUCACCACAUCACGGCACAGUGCUGGAUAGCGCGGCGCAUGAGCCGGAUGUGCUGUCUGGGGUUGCAACAACGGUGUCGCCACCUCAAUUUCCUCUUGCUCGUGGCUCAGUCUGCGCCGCGUCGUCUGAAUGGCUCCGGUCGUACAUCUCACUGCGCCGCUUUCAAGCGAGUGUGAUGCGCGAGCAGCAGGCAAUUCAGCGGCGCUACGUGAAGUGCUGUGCGGCGCUGCGGUGCCUGCGGUGUCUGCCAAGGGGGGUUGAGGUGGCGUCGGAGUCGGAGGGGGAGCGGCAUGGCGCACUGGCGCCUCAAAGUGGUGAGGUUGUUAAGUGUGGGCCUUCGCUUUCUUCGAGCCAACAAGACCCUAGUGGAUGUGGCCAUGGCGCCGCGUGCACACUCGGUCAGUUUUUGUGGGCAUUUAACACGCUGAUGAGUCGUGGCUUUUACUUCCCCGAGGAGACGUGGGCGAUGAUGCCGUUUGUCGAUUACUUCAACUACGCCUUGGAGUCGAACGGGACGAUGUAUCCACAAGAAGACGACCCCGAAGACCCGGAGUGCCUUACAAACGUCUUGUUGUCGAAGAGCAACCACAGCGGGGCCGCUAGCUCGGCACCGUACAAGCAACGGCGGCGCACUGGGCUGCGCACUGCCAGAGUCAGCAAGGCCGCGGUGCCGCUUGCCAACUACCAAACAUACGAGUUUCAGCUCGUUCAGUCGACUUGCACACCCAGGGAGCAGGUGAUGCUGCACUAUGGUACUUACUCAGACGUGGAGCUACUCAUGUGGUACGGGUUCACCUUGCGACCUUCACUGUUGCCUGUGCCACAGAUCUCCGCCGCGUCGGAGGGCUGUAAGAAGGGGAUCAUACCGGUAGUGCCUCCGUACUUGGGUGACGCUGACGGCUCCUUGAUGCAAGCUGCGCACGGGCUUCGGCUGGCGCUUUUUCAGUUGGUCUCCGCCCCAACACGCAUGACCUACUACCGGCGGUGUGUUGCGCCGUUUCAUCGGUGCGACGAUGCUGAGAAGGAUUCGGACGAGGAGGCAGCGUACAAAGCUUGGCUCGCCGCGCUCCAUUGUGCCUAUCGCCUGCCACUGUCUCCCAUCGCUAACGCUGAGGGAAGCUAUCCAGAGACCACACCUGGGGCCACGUGGCUUGACGAGCUGCUGAGGGCGUUUGCUCAAACGCCGGUAAUAGCAGCACCCCACGAGGAUGCAGCGCCCGAGGACGAAGCUGCCUAUCGCAUCGAUGCGUGGAUGCGAUGGUGGGGCAGCGAGCGAUGGCCCGUGUUCGCCGCGUCGGCGUUCCCAAACAUCGCCAAAGGAUGUGCCUUGGGAGUGCUUGGUUUGUCUUCGGUCCUUCACGCUGCACUUCACAGCAGCUUCUGGACCCCUAAUCCAAAGCAAAUCUCGCUGAGCCUGCAGGAGCGCCUGCUUGUGGUGCGCGGUUUGGCGUGGGCGGAGCUGUACGUGAACACGACAACUACGGCGCAAGCAGAAGAGCUGAUGGCAUCCUCUGGCCCUGCAAGCACGGCCGCUGCUGAGUUCGCCCGUACGGUGUCUGUGGAUCAGUGGACAUUGCUGCGCUUUCUCGCCCUGGAGAGCACCGACGCCGCGCUGGAGGAGUACGUUGAGUACACCUUGGAGAGCGAGCGGUAG